AUGUUUUUCCAGGUCGCGGUGCAUUUCCUGAAUAUGUUGUUCUACAUAAUUCAUUUGAUGAAUGUAGUAAUCAGACCUAAAGAGAUUAUUGAACUGAUGAUGUCAGCCUUUAUGUCAGCAUUGUAUAUAUUUCCGAUGAUCGUAUCGAGUCUUCUAAGAGUACUAGCUUAUGAGUUUAUGGCAAUUCUGUUGGUGUACCGAUGUGAGCAGGCUUAUAAACAAUGCGAUAAGAUCCUGGAGAUUACUGACGUACUGUUAGUUGAUACAAAACAUCAAAGUGAAAAGAAGGCUGACCUUUUGGAAUUUCGGAACAUACUCCUCACAAGGCCUAUCAAGUUUCACGCUGCUAAGUUUUUUACAAUAGACUAUCGCACACUUGUGUCUUUAAACUCUGUGAACAUAAAUGGCGUACCUCUUGUUAGAACUGCUACAAACGUCAACCAAAAUGAUAGCUUUCACGAAGACUCUAAAGUUAUGAAUGUUAUGACAAAACUUCACUUGAUUGGAGAUUUGGAAACUACAACGUUCAUCAAAUGUUACUUACAAUUGCUUGAGCAAGUAAAUUUUGUGAACACUAGUUAUGGAUUUCGGAUUGUGAUGCAUUUCGUGAAUAUACUGUUCAACUUGGUUUAUUUGUUAAAUUUAGUGAUCAGACCCGUACAAAUUCUUGUAGAGGUAUCAUCACCUUUUAUGUCAGAGCUGUCUGUAGUUCUGGCGAUCACAGCGAGUCUUCUUAGAGCAUUAAAUUAUGAGGCAAUGGCCAUUAUGUUGGUGUAUCGAUGUGAGCAGGCUUAUAAACAAAGCGAUAAUCUUCUGGAGACCAUUGACGUACUGUUAGCUGGUACAAAACAUCAUAGUGAAACGAAGACUGAUCUUAUGGAAUUUCGGAAGCUCCUCCUCACAAGGCCUAUUAAGUUUCACGCUGCUAAGUUUUUUACGAUAAACUAUCGCACACUUGUGUCUCUUAACUCUGUGGUCGUUACGUACACUAUCAUAAUGCGGGAAAACAUUUUAUAA
Molecule: messenger RNA, 1017 nt
Organism: Arctia plantaginis
Lineage: Eukaryota; Metazoa; Arthropoda; Insecta; Lepidoptera; Erebidae
Source: the annotation of a GenBank genome assembly